Messenger RNA from Triticum turgidum subsp. durum (durum wheat), 1032 nucleotides. The record is from the annotation of a GenBank genome assembly. Lineage: Eukaryota; Viridiplantae; Streptophyta; Magnoliopsida; Poales; Poaceae.
AUGGAGAUGAUACGCCUCGGCAGCGGCAAGGUCGAGGACUAUCCGUUCGUGAGGCGGCUCCGCAACCGGCGGCUCCUCACCUACCUCUGGCUCCAGGGCUUCGACGCCGCCUACGACAGCGUCGUGCAUGAGACGGAUGUGCGGCAGAUGAGCAGGCUGCAUCUGCGGCAGCUGGUGGUCUGGGGCCAGUUGAGAGAGGCCGUCAAGUACAUGACGCGCUUCCUGCCGCCGGCCCUCGACCGGGGCGUCGAGACCCGUUCCCUCCUCGUCUUCCUCCACGCGCUCUGGUCGCUGGCCAACGUCGCCGCGUGCUCGGCGGGCGGCCUCGUGAACGGCACCGUGCACCGCCACCUCGAACUCCUGACGAGCAUGUCCAGUCACAACGCCAAGCUCAACUCCAUCCUCCAAUACACACUCCACUCGCCGCAAUUCAGGGCGUCCCUGGACUGGAUACUGGUGAGGGAGAAGGCAUCGUGGGUUGCCGAUGACUUGGCUCUCCAGACUCCUGAGUUGAGACGCAAGUUGCAAUUGCCCGGCGGCCCAGGUCGCCCGCAGGACUUGCUUCCCAUCGGCCCACUUCGUCCAAGGCGCCACCGGAGGGGACAAUUCCGGCGGCCAAAGCCAGAGGCAAUUGCCAAGGGCUAUCUCAACUGGAAGAGGAGCGUGCACUCUGCAAACCCACUUUAUGGAUUGCCCGAGGAUGCACUCGGCCGGGCAGCAGAUCUUAUUGAGUGUUUAAAAGCUGGUAAACUUCCGGUGCUCCAUCAAGGGAACCCACUUCAAUCAGAUGCAAAGGAAGAUUGGAAAAACACUGGGACCUCAUCAGUCUCAAAUGCAGGUGCUCCAGUUUUCAUAGGUGAUGCUAAUUGUCCUUGGUGCUCAUCAGCUGCAAAAUCAGUUGCUGCAGUCUCACAGCCCAUUAAAAUCCCUUGGAUCGCAUCUGCCACAAAUGGAGAGCUCCGGCCUGCUACGGCGAAAGAAGAGAAGAUCGUCAGGGUUCCGUUGGAAGAAAGAAUCCAGGAGAAGAUUUGA